Molecule: messenger RNA, 480 nt
Organism: Rangifer tarandus platyrhynchus (Svalbard reindeer)
Lineage: Eukaryota; Metazoa; Chordata; Mammalia; Artiodactyla; Cervidae
Source: the annotation of a GenBank genome assembly
AUGCAGAGUGGAAAACUCUUCCACAUCUUCCUUACCUGCUACUCUCCCUACCCUAGUGCCUCACAUAGUAAACAAUUUGCCUGGAAUUCAGGAGACCCAGGUUUGAUCCCUGGGUCAGGAAGAUCCCCAGGAGAAGGUCAUGGCAACCCUCCCCAGUAUUCUUACCUGAAGACUCCCAUGGGGAUGUCCACGGGGUCACGAAGAGUUGAAAACAACUGUGUGACUAACACACACAUCCUCCCUUCCCUACUCUGGACUCUCCAAACCAUGGAGCCCAGCAAAGAUUCCUCAAAAUCCAGUCUAAUUUUUGAUCAACAUUUUGCUGAUUUGUUUGCUUAUAACUUAAUGAUUGCCUAUAACCUCAGAUAUGCAGAUGACACCACCCUUAUGGCAGAAAGCGAAGAGGAACUAAAGAGCCUCUUGAUGAAAGUGGAAGAGGAAACUAAAAGCUGGCUUAAAACUCAACAUUCAAAAAACUAA